AUGGCCACCUGGAAAGAGCUUGAGCUUGGUGCAAUGUCCAAAGUUCAUCACGAGACUCUCUCCUCUGCUAGUCAUGAUAGUGGCUGUGGCUCGGUGUGUAUGGGGGACAAGAAUGAGUCUGCUAUUCAUCACAUCAACCCGGAAGUCGAAAGUCCUUACACUCGCCCUCUCCUCUGGUUCAAAGUGAGGGAGUACUGCCGUGAUGCGUUCUCGGAGUUCUUUGGGACAAUGAUCCUCAUCUUGUUUGGAGAUGGGGUCGUUGCCCAGGUGCUGCUCAGUCACGGUCAGAAGGGGGACUACCAAUCUAUCUCUUGGGGAUGGGGACUCGGAGUUAUGCUCGGGGUAUACGCCAGCGGACCAUCAGGAGGACACAUCAACCCAGCCGUGACGUUUGCAAACUGCGUCUUUCGCGGGUUCCCCUGGCGCAAACUGCCCAUCUACGUACUCGCCCAGAUCCUCGGCGCAAUAUGCGGUUCUGCGAUUGUGUACGGCAACUAUAAAUCAGCCAUCAACAUUUACGAAGGUGGGCCAAAUAUUCGCACAGUACCUGGGUACUCGACGACAGCAACAGCCGGCAUAUUCUGCACCUAUCCAGCAGAAUUCAUGACCAAGACGGGUCAAUUCUUUUCUGAAUUUAUCGCCAGCACGAUCCUGAUGUUCAUGAUCUUCGCCCUGAAAGAUGAUUCCAAUCUCGGCGCCGGGCCACUAGUUCCCCUGGGACUAUUCUUCGUUGUCUUCGGCAUUGGCGCUUGCUUUGGAUGGGAAACUGGAUAUGCGAUCAACCUGGCCCGAGAUUUCGGACCUCGACUGACGUCCUAUAUGCUUGGAUAUGGGCGUGAAGUGUGGUAUGCAGGUGGCUAUUACUUCUGGGUCCCGAUGGUAGCACCAAUCCUAGGCUGCACUUUCGGUGGAUGGCUCUAUGAUGUAUUCUUGUAUACGGGGAUGGAUAGUCCGAUCAAUACACCGUGGAUGGGUAUCAAGAGGUUAUUUGGACCCCUCAAUCAAAGGCGAGUCACACUGCAGAGUCCAGUCUGA
This is a messenger RNA of Penicillium paradoxum, 1035 nucleotides long. Its product is annotated as MIP/aquaporin family protein. The record is from RefSeq and is a predicted model, not a curated record. Gene Ontology annotation, cellular component: plasma membrane. Bases 1 to 1035 code for a protein of 344 amino acids. Gene Ontology annotation, biological process: water transport; glycerol transmembrane transport. The transcript has 3 exons. Gene Ontology annotation, molecular function: water channel activity; glycerol channel activity. NCBI's taxonomy places the organism in Eukaryota, Fungi, Ascomycota, Eurotiomycetes, Eurotiales, Aspergillaceae.